Messenger RNA from Symbiodinium necroappetens, 1737 nucleotides. The record is from the annotation of a GenBank genome assembly. Lineage: Eukaryota; Dinophyceae; Suessiales; Symbiodiniaceae.
GUGACACUCAAAGACAAAACCGUGUCGUCCCUGGAUGAGUUGCUGGCCAUGAAGUUCAAACCAAGCGAGGUCACGGCCGAGUUGGGCCAGUACGUGGACACCUUGACCGCCGUCCCCAACUCUAUUCCUGCUGCAAUGGUAUUCCUAGGAGCGGAUCUGAAGCGGAUCAUUCAACGUCUACGAGAAGAAUCUCCUGCAAACACAAAAGCAGAGACUCGUCAUCUUCGACAGUACUCUGACUGGAAUGGCUGUGGACAAUUGCACUUCCUCCCGCGGGGUGCUUGCGCCGCUGAGGCCAGUUCAGACUUCCUGCUGCACAUCGAGCUCCCGGAGUCCUCCUGGUGCAUGGGUGUCAAGGUCCUUCCCAACGACGCCAUCCUACUCAUGCGUGGUGGUCGCGUGUACGAAGGAUCCAUGUCGACGAUUGUGAUUUAUGUUUUCUCGAUCUACUCGCCGGAUGAGAAUGCAAAAAACGAAGGCGAGGUAGAAGUGGGCACGGAACUUCGCCAGCUCCUACAACAGGAAGUGGCCGCAUCCAUUGACGCGGUGAAGGGCAAAACUGGGGCGAACUUUCCGCCAACGACGACAGUAAAGGGUGUAAUGCCCCGUGACGUGAAUGCCAUCGAUAAGAAAAUUCGGUGCGUAUGGCACGCAGAUGGUCCAGAAUUCGUGCGGCUACAGAACGUGCGGAAGGCCACAGGCUUGCGCAGAGUUGGCAACAUGUACUACGAUCGUGGUUUCGCUGAAGCUUUUCUGCAUGCAGCAUCUCUCAGUCACGGCUCCCUCCAUAAAGUCCAGACACAUUUUUUACGUACUUGUCUACGCGAUAAUGGACAGCUGGCGUCCAUGAUUCCUCGUGGCAACAAUGGGUUUUGGGUGAACGUGAUGGAGGAUCUGAUGACAUCGCCUUUGUUGGAUUCCUACACAGCACACCUCCUGGAGCAGUGCCGGGAUGCUAAAGAAUUCCGGUAUCUCAGCAUCGAUGCCACAUUCAAAAUCAACUUGAAGAUAGUGGGACAGGCGAGUUUCCAUUCAUCGGCGGCCACACGCUCUGGCGCCAUCAUCCCGGAGGAAGAUGCGGCUUAUCGGACUCUGACGUGUCGAGGUCGCACAGGCGCGACUUUGGCCAUGUGUGGUGUUCGGUCAGAGAAGGCUCGAGUCAUUGCCAAUGCCCUAGAGACGGAACUGACCGAAGCACAACGGCAGCAGGUGUUACAUAUUGCCUCAGAUGCUCCGUCACAGGAAAUGCUGCAAACCUUGCAGGAGAUAUUUCCAAGUCUAGCAAGUCUUGCCCUCGAUGCCAUGCACAUCGUCAUGGUCUAUGAUCAGAACAUGAACAAUCGCCGCAGCGCAGGGGGAAAAUGGCUGGCGGUGAUCAUGAAUAAGUUCCGUCGCCGUCAUCCGACGCGUACUCAAGCGUCUUGGGGUGCAUUCUACACAGGGGCCAGGCCAGGACCAGAUGCACAGGAUGUUCGGUGCAUGAGGGAACGCCUCCAGGACCCAGACAUGCCGGAGGAUGCUGCUAUGCGGGUUCUGGAAGCGCUUGAUCCGGAUGUGCCAUGGCUGACGGAAAUCGACUUCUUGGAAUCUCUCCUGGCCCAUGUCUCCUUCUUCCAUGAUGAGCUCCAAAAAGUCAGUUACUCCGGCAUCUCUCUGCAGCGCCUCAUAGUCAACAUCGGCACCAGCAGCAAGUUUCAAUGGCUCCUCAAUGACACCAGGUAUCGCCAUGCUGUGGAU